Symbiodinium natans is the source of this 3153-nucleotide messenger RNA. NCBI's taxonomy places the organism in Eukaryota, Dinophyceae, Suessiales, Symbiodiniaceae. The record is from the annotation of a GenBank genome assembly.
AUGAAGGAUGACAGUGCAUGCAGGGUUCUGGUCCAAGAGAAGAUCCUUCCACAUGACUUCGAAGUGAUUGAUGUCCAGGACUACGCGCAUGAUGCAGAUGAGUUUGGUUGCGCAGAAUGCGUGUCUCAGAUGACUCUUUGCAUGGAGGCAGGCAGGCCUGUCUUGCUGCGCAACUGCAGCUCUGGGCGUCUGCUCUGCAGUUUCUACAACCUAUUCAAUCAAAACUUCCGGGUCACGGAAACGGCCGAGGGACUUCAGACAUUGUACAUCAUCAUCGCCCACGGCGCCCGAGUGCACCACUGCCGCGUUCAUCCCAAUUUCUUCGUGGUCCUUCAGAUGCAGAAGGAGGACUUCCUCGAACAGCCUGCUGCGUUGAGGUCUCGCUUUUCGGUGGUCACGCUGCCGCUGGAAGAAGUCUUGCAAGAACGCUUGCAAGUCAGCUUUGUGCGUGAAGCACAGCGAAAGUCUAUGAGAUCUGCCUUGGAGACGGUGUGGAAGCUGGUGGGCACUUUGGGUGAGAAGGCGAUUGUAGGGCUCGUCGACCAAACCUUGGUCUCCUUGUUGCUGUCCAUGGUGGAGUCUCUGCGUAGCAGCAAGAACUCCAUGCAGGAGUUCGCAAGCCUUUGCAGCGACGGCUUGGAGCUGAAUGCCAGCACGGCGGUGCAGGUCAUGGCUGUGAGGUUGCUGCAGCUGAUGCCGCCUGAGCAGAUGCUGCACCACGCAGAAAAGUUUGGGCAGGCUGACUUUUACCGUCGCGCUUACUUCUCUCAUCAGAGCCACUUUUCGCUCAUGGGUGUUUUGACAACAGCUCGCAACAACAAGCUGCUUCCUCUUCCAAAGCUCGUGCUGUAUACACGGAGUUCAGCUGAAAUUUGCAGCUUGCUGCAGCGCGGUGAGCACAGCCUGGGAUCUUUGAGCAUCAUUGAUGCCAGCGAGGUGGCCACAACGCAGGCUCUGGAAGCGAAGUACAAGGCGAGCCAAGGGAAGCAGGACCGCAAAAUGAACGGCGCGAAAAAAAAUGUCCUUCUGGUUGUCGACAUGGAGCAUCAUCAGAACCAGCAUGUUUCUUGGCUACGCGCCUUUGUAGAUUUGAAGGCAAGGGACUCAGCAGACACUCUGUGGGUGAUUCUGCUACACUAUCCGCCAGAACAGGUGAUCUCUGGGAAGUUGUAUCCUUGUGUCUUUCUUGACGGCUGGGAUUUCUUCUUCAUCGACUCUCUGACUCCUGCCUCAGCCUUUGACGAAGAAUACCUUCUCAGACAAGUCAUCUGUGGCAGUCCUUCAGAAGGUCGCCCGCAAGAGCUAGACAUUGUCCGGCCGGACGAGAGCAGGCAGAAGUACGUGGUGGACUUUUGCAGAAGGGUGCAUCUACCUCAGACACAUGCACAAGCUCCUGGCAGGUACUCGUCCAUGGAGCACCGCGAGACCUGUGCGGUGCAGGAGUCCAAGGAGUCCACUGGCCUGUUGACCAGCUUAGCGGCCUGGAUGGGUCGUGGCGUCGGCUUGCUAUUGGGCAAAAUGGGACCUGCAGACGAUGACAAUGAAGCUGCGCAGGUGGCACAGGCGGUUGAUACGUUUUAUGCAAAGGAUGCCACUGUUCAGCAGCGAGUGGAAGGCGUUCUUCUGGUUCUACAGAGACAUCCCAGGAUUUGGCAGCACUUGAUUGCCACAUUCCACGAAAAUUUCAGCGGCCCAAAAUUGCUCGCCGAGGUCACCCAGUUGGCCAGCCAGAUCCGCAAAGGCCGCAAGCUGAUGUCCUUCGUCGACGCUGUGAGAUUGCACUUGCAUGGUGAAUUCCAGCAGCACGUGGCACAUUACCUGAAAGCCUUGUGUUCGCAUGGCGGGCUUCGCGACCUCGUGAGUGGAGAUGCAACGGUGGCAAUGGCUUUGCUUCCGCUCCUACCAGACAAGGUCCUGGAGAUAAAGAUGGGAUACCAGACAUGCUUGGUGUCUCCUCUCUUCCGAUUUCUUGACAGAAAGUUGGAUGACAUGCUGCUCACCGCCCGACGACGCAUACCAGGCGCAGCGUAUGAUGAUCACGCAGUGAUAUCAGCGGUGGCUGACAUGGUGAGGUGUGAGAGCAGUAUGAGGGGUCUCGUUACCGAGACGGACCUCUGUCAUGGUUAUGCUUUGUUUCUGGUGCACAAAAGCUGCGGCAACAUCGCCACACGUGAGAUACUAAAUGUUCUCUUCAUCUGGCUUCGAGCUGCUGUUCCAGCAAAUCGGGAUGCUGCAUUUCAUCUGGCAGGGCUCUGUGGCAGCCACCGCGCUCGCACUCAGCGGCUUGUCAGCUUGUCGAGAGUAUUGACCUUGUGUGCAGAAUGCCCUCACGGACAAGCUGCCCUUGCUGCGUUGCAGGAUUCGGCAAGUGGGGGGCCUCACCUUACGGGCAGUGAGGGCUCUCAGCACUCUCUGGAUUCUCCGGACUCUCUGGGCCUGGAGCAGUGGAGGAAACAGUUAGAAGAUGAUACAGCCAAGUGUCUUCAUGAUUUGCUCUGGUCUGAGCUCUCAGGGCUGAGCCAGAUGAUGUCCCUCGUAUCCUUUCUGAUGGGGAGCAGUGGUGCGGCCACGCACGUACUACCGUCAAUGUUCGAUGGUGAGACACAGGCAGCACAGAGGGAGAUAGAUUUCACGGCAUUUUUGGAAGGCCUUGAAAGGGUCUCCGGCGCAGAAGAACAACUGGCAGGCUUCGCCAGAAGCCUGGUUGUCAAGAUCCUUCAGAACCAAGAUGGGCUUCAAAAUCCCGGUCAUCGCGAGCAAGCUGACAUGUUGUCCAUUUUCUGGCAAUGGCAAGCGGGCCGCGCCUUGCUGACGGAUGAGCUUAUGAUCCUUGUCGUUUCCAAGCUGGGUGUUGUCGAGCUGGACCUGAAAACAGAUCUUCCGUAUUUGCCGCCUUAUGUGCCCGGCCGAAAGGAGCAGAGCAGGCUGGCAGACCUGUACUUCACCUGGAAGUGCGACACGAUAUCUUCAACGCCGAGACCGCUGCAGGAGAUUUGGGUUUCACGCCAACAGCUCUACCGCCCUGAUCUGUCCAUGGUCGAGUCUAUCGAUCUGGCAGCAUGGGAGUUUGCAUUCGCCACGCAGCUUGCAACCCUUGCAUGCGACGAAGACAUGCAUCUUGAUGAGCAGUUACGAAGCUUGGCAAGCAGUUAA